UGGUUCGUGGUUGCUCCAUCCAAAGGUGUUCCCCCUUCCCUCCCCCCGUGAUGUGGCGGUGUUUCUGGCAAACCGCCGGAGGAACGCAGACACCACUAAUGAAAUCGGCAGGAAAGCGGUGCUGACUGACAAUACGAACCGAGCCGACUGAAAACGAGGAAUCCGAAUAUUCUGUAAACGCUAAAGAAUCCGCUUGCUAACUCGCACUAGCCGAAGCAGGUUGUUGUCACCAGCUAACAUUAGCACCAAAGAGUGCUAUGGCAUAGUCGAGCUAGCAAGUGCCGUUCGGCCGAUGUUACUGUCGGGCUAACUCGUGAAGCUUUAGUAUCUCCUAUGAAAAUCUCGUUGUCCGUGCAAACAUGUCCACCACUUCUUUGGAUAAAGAACUCCAGGAGCGACUGAGGGAGGCGUCCGCCAUCGGGGACAUUGACGAAGUGCGGACAUUAGUAGAGAGCGGAGUAAACGUCAAUUCCCAAAACGAAAUCAAUGGAUGGACUUGCCUGCAUUGGGCAUGCAAGCGGAACCAUAAACAGAUUGUGUCCUACUUACUUCAUAGUGGGGCGGACAAAGACAUCCUCACAGCUAAGGAUGAGCUGGCCUCACAGCUCACAUCCAAACCGGACAUCAAACGACUUUUAGGAGUUGAAGUGGACGACGAUGUGCCUGAAGUCAAGGAGCAUGAGUUGACAAUCAUCCCCAACUAUUUGGCCAACCCCGCCUUUUUAUACUCAAAGAUCGAUAAAAAGAUGGAUUUCCUGCUUUCUCAGCAACGCGCACAAAACGGAUCCGUGGAACACCCAGAGUACGCAGACAGCAGUUCAGCCCCGCAUUCUCCCACCCAGCACUUUCAGAUGCCGCAGAAUUUGGCCUCCGAUGACCUCGUUCCACCUGCCAGCCCCAUCGCUCAGAACCAAGUCCAGGCCAGGGAAUUUGUUCCGUUGACGGAGCAAAAUGGCGUGGCGACGGGCCUGGCCCCGUCUCACAACCACGCCGUUGUAAACUGCACGGUUCCCGUGAAUCUGUCAGUCGAGUCGCACCUUGUCAACCAUGCGAUGCCGCACAAUGGAUCCGUGUGCUCGCCUCCUUUGGCCUCCCCCAGCCCAGGUAUAGCUUGCAGCAGCGGCAGUCAGGUUCAGGCUGCAGCUAACCCGACUGUGAGCAGGCAGCAGUCUGUCCCGCAGCAGAUUGGCAGCAGUCAGUCCGGCGGAUCCUUGCCACCCUUCCAGCCGUUUUUCUUCACAAGCACCUUCCCUGUCAAUGUGCAAGUAGAAUUAGUACUUAAGGUGCGUAUCCAGAACCCUAACGCCCGUGAGAACGACUUCAUCGAGGUGGAGCUGGACCGCCAGGAGCUCACCUAUCGUGCACUGCUGAGGGUCUGCUGCCGCGAGUUGGAGAUCAGUCCCGAGCACGUGGAGAAGAUCCGUAAGCUGCCAAACACCAUGAUAAGGAAGGACAAAGAUGUCGCCCGGCUGCAGGACUUUCAGGAGCUGGAGGUGGUGCUGGAGAAAUCCGAGGGCCUAUCCCUGCUCUCCGGAACGGGGACCCUGACUGACAGACCCUGCUACAACAUGAAGGCCUCCCGCCUCACCUACUAGCGCGCACCCGUUUUUCCCUGCUUCUCACAGCCUUCUGUAGCCACCCUCCAGCGGCCGCUAACCAGUACCAGUUGCCUGCCAGAUCCCUUGUCGAGCUUCGCUCAGCUUGUUCUUAGCGGGAUUUCAUCUUUCAAGUUCUCGAGCUCUUUGUCCUCCCUCCGGGCCUUUUUGCUGCUUCAGUGUUCCCAACUAGUUCCGAGAGGUUACUGAUGCAUGGUGUCUUGGAUAAUGAGAGAAAAUAUUCGGGCCUCCCCUCUCUCCACCGCCACCCAGCGCACCUUGUGCCAAGACUCCAAGGGAAUGACGAGGGGGUCGCGCCGGGGACAUUAGCUUGUCUUCCUGAGGUUUCUGCAAUAGCCUUAUAUGGACACGUGUGAGACACAAUGUCACACGCCAGUUGCGUAACCGUAAUAGAUCAGCGCCGCAGAACAGAGCGAGUACAACGUACUUUCAGUGACGGUAACAUGUUCCAGCUUGCUUACACACCUUUUUAAAUGCCGUCGCUUCACCCGCGGUGUCUUUGCUACAAGAGGGGACUUGCUUUAAUCGUCGGACCGUUUGGGCCGACCGUUUUAACGUCUGUCCGCACCCGUUCCAACGUGAUGGAGAUGAAGAACACUGGAAAAAGAAAAAAUUGAGUUUUCGUCGUUUUCCCAGUGUACCAAUUCAAAGUCUUUUAGAUUCCCAAAUACCUCAACAUCUCUGAAGUAUUCAUAUUUUAAUUGUAUUAACAAGGCCAGAGCAAACAUUUUGCUUUACGUUAACAAGACUCCGAGCUAAUUUUAAGUUGCGUUUAAGGUUCCCGUCUACAUCCACAAGUUCUAACUUCUGCUGAAAGAUAUGAUGGAUUGUUCUUGUGACAACGCUAAUCUGCUGAUCAGCAAACGGCGGAGCAUCACAAAGGAAUGACGCUAAACAAGUUAGCUUCCUACAAAAUGGAGAGAAAUGAAAAAUGCUCCUGCUCUUUCUCCCGUCGGUUAAUUUAAUAACCAGCCACGACGGGGAGGGGGGGGGUGCUAGGUUGCCUCCGUUCCGGCCGACCUUUUCAAUGCCAGUGUUUUCUAUUUUAUUUUUCCUGAUCGUAGCUUUAUUAGAUGACAAACGUAUUCGAACUGAUCUAAAACUGCACUGACAAGAUGACUACUUGUCGUAAAUUGUUGUGUGAUGAGAUGUUAAUGGGCCUUAAGUCAUGGAAAUAUGAAUGCUGCGUUCACUGUCGUGUUCCGUUCACGCUGGGGGCUCAUUUCUUCACAGCUGCGCCAUAGACGAAGCCACAUUGUACAUUCUACAAUCAAAAUAUUUCUUACCCAGUGCUGCUUACUUAAAAAAAAAAAUGUAUACCCGAAGCUCUUACUUUAUGAUGGAUAUUUUGUAUUACUAAGCAUCGUUUAGGUGUUUUUUUUUUCGUUUUUUUUUUUUUUUAACCGGGUAGACCUGUUGUGUUUGUGUCGAAGCAUUAAUGUCGGAAGCUGAAGUUCAAAGUACGGCGUGGGCGUCGAAAGAAACUUCAACGUGAAGUAAAAAUGUGACUGUACGUGAGCAAGGCGGUAGUUUGUUGGUAGACAGGGUGAGGGCCUCGUGUUCAAAGUGGGUUCAUGGCUCGUGUUGCGAUUCUGUGAAAAGGAGAAAAACUAACAAUAUUUGCAGGUUUAUUGUUGUAGAGUUAAAGCGGAAUAGAGUUUGACUUAACCUAUGCAUCCAGACAGAGUCUGAUAUUUUUAUAAAAGAUGUGUCCUGUGUACUUGCAGACAUAAUCGUAGGCACUAUUGAAGCUGUGUGUUUCGUUCUGGAGACCUGUCCGUGUUCUUUGAUAAAGCAUGAAGAAUGA
Molecule: messenger RNA, 3423 nt
Organism: Syngnathoides biaculeatus (alligator pipefish)
Lineage: Eukaryota; Metazoa; Chordata; Actinopteri; Syngnathiformes; Syngnathidae
Gene: ankrd40
Product: ankyrin repeat domain 40
Exons: 5
Coding region: 360-1595 (411 amino acids)
Molecular function (GO): protein binding
Source: RefSeq, a predicted model, not a curated record